AUGAGUCUUGAAGAAUUUGAUGCCUUCACAUCCUUGAAAGCCUUGAGAGACUUGAAGAAGUAGAUAGAAGCAAAGGCUCAAGUAGAUCAAAAAUCUAGAGUUGCAUUACAAUACAUACAGAAAGCAUAACCAUUGAGUUAAUAUGAUUUAAGAAUGCAAUUUCAACAUUGGCUGGCAAAGUUAGGGGAUCUGAGCACUAAGCAAAUUGCUUAUACUAAUAUAUUUUAAUUGGUCUAAUAAAAUCAAUCUUAACCGAAUCUAUAAUUAUUGAUUACUUGUCUGCAAACUCCAAUCAAUGGUAAAGGAAGUGAGAGCAUUGUCAAAACUAUCAACAUUAUUAUAGGUAUUUAUGGAGAUACGAUUACUGUUACAGAUAUUUACAAAUUUAUCGAAAUAAUACUCAAAUACUUUAAUGUACAUAAAAUGAUCAUUCCUAGGAUUCUAACAAUAAUGUCCAAAUGGCAAUCAGUGAAUGUUGGUCAAAUAUUUACAUUAAGAACAUCUCCAAAAAGCCUGUUCAAUAAAGGGUCUUAUUGAUGUAUUCCACUCUCAGUUAAUUGAUUGGAUCUGGUGGUAGUAGACAAACAUAGGAAACUGCUACCAUAGUUUUGGCAUAAUUAUUUGAAACAUUAACCACUGCUUAGGAUUUGGCAUUCAUAAAGGAUGUUGUCAAAGAUUAUCUAGGGAUUUAUAUAGUAUUUAUUAAUUUAACUAGAAAUAAUAAAUAGAUCACUCUGGAUUUUAUACCAUUAUGUUCUUUAUUAUAAAGACAUUAUAAAUUUAAAGUUUUACAAGUCAGUAAAUUCAAGUCAUUGAUAAAACACUUCAAGGAAUUAAUAAUCUAAAACUCAAUUACAGAGUAAUCAAUUUAAUUUGAUAAUAUUGUAGACAAGAGUAGGAGCCUUAAAUCUAAUGAAAUUAAUUGCUUCUUAGUAUUAAAACUCCAAUUUCAAAAUUGCCUUAGGAAAUUUACUUGAAUAAGUUAUCAUCGUCUUAGAAGAUUCUACUAGGGAUAGAGUAAUUGCAGUUUAAAAUGCAGCUCGAGCUGCUUUAAAGGAAUGGAUGAGACUCAAACUACAAAUUGAUUGCGAACUAAUACCUAAUCCUGUUUCACUUGAUCAAUCUCCUGGUUUCUUGAAAAAAUAAAGUGGUACUGGAGGAGGACAAGUAUAUGUAAAUCAAAAAAUACAAACCUAAUAACAAUUUAAAUAAGAUAUCAAAUAAGCCUUGAUUGAGGAUCAAUUUGAAAACACUGUUGAUUAUUCUAAUAUUGUUCAUGAGCCUAAUCUUAAUGUAUGGCAAAAGGCUAUGAGACUUCAAUAGGAUGGGCUAUUGGAAGAUGCUGUUGAAUUGCUACUUCAUGAAGGUGAUGAUCUAUAUUUAAUCAGAUUUUUGAUGAGCUACAAAAAUUACUCUUAAUUGUUUGAUCUUCUCCCAAAUUCCUUGGCAUUGAGACUGAUUGACACUUUGGUAUUAAUCUUAGAAUCUGAUUUUCUCAAUAUCUUGUGUUUAGAUUUCAUUCAGUAAUUUAUUGACUGCGGACUGGGCGACUGGUUUAAAGAUACUGACUUUACAGAUUACUUAGAAUAUAAUACAGAGCAAAACUUGCCCUCUACUCCCUUGUGUAAGAAAGUUCGAGACUAAUUGAAAUGA
Molecule: messenger RNA, 1653 nt
Organism: Paramecium octaurelia
Lineage: Eukaryota; Ciliophora; Oligohymenophorea; Peniculida; Parameciidae
Source: the annotation of a GenBank genome assembly